AUGGCACAAAGGUCCAACCCAUUAUCAUGUAUACUAUAUGACAAUAGGCUCACCGGACCUAACUUUUCUGAUUGGCUAAGGAAUUUGAGAAUUGUUCUUAAUCUUGAGCAUAUAGGAUAUGUUCUUGAUUCUAAGAUUCCUAGUGCACUACCACCUGAGGCCACAAAAAAAGAACAUGACACUUUGAGAAAGUGGCAUGAAGAUGACAUGCAAGCCAAGUGCUAUAUGCUUGCUUCAAUGACUAAUCAGUUACAGAAGCAGCAUGAGAAAAUGCAAACAUCAUUUGAAAUACUGAGUCACCUUCAAGAGUUAUUUGGCAAUACGCCUGGUAGGAAGGGAAAGGAAGUGGCACUUAUUGCUUCUUCUUCUUCUGGUAAGACUAAGAAGAAGAAGAAAAGUAAUAAGAAGAAGUCGUCUUUUGCCCCUAGCCCUUCUGGUAGAGUGGGCAAAAAGAGCUAA
This is a messenger RNA of Hevea brasiliensis (rubber tree), 459 nucleotides long. RefSeq lists its product as uncharacterized. The coding region runs from base 1 to 459 and encodes 152 amino acids. The transcript has 2 exons. Lineage: Eukaryota; Viridiplantae; Streptophyta; Magnoliopsida; Malpighiales; Euphorbiaceae. The record is from RefSeq and is a predicted model, not a curated record.